Molecule: messenger RNA, 1068 nt
Organism: Desarmillaria tabescens
Lineage: Eukaryota; Fungi; Basidiomycota; Agaricomycetes; Agaricales; Physalacriaceae
Product: farnesyl-diphosphate synthase
Exons: 4
Coding region: 1-1068 (355 amino acids)
Biological process (GO): trans, trans-farnesyl diphosphate biosynthetic process
Cellular component (GO): cytoplasm
Molecular function (GO): (2E,6E)-farnesyl diphosphate synthase activity; dimethylallyltranstransferase activity
Source: RefSeq, a predicted model, not a curated record
AUGUCUAACCGUCCCAAGUUUGAGGCGGCAUGGGUGACCAUUAAGCAAGAACUACUGGAUCAUUUCAAUGGCGAAGGCAUGCCUCAAGAUGCCGCAGAGUGGUAUGAAAGAAGCCUAGACUACAAUGUUCUAGGAGGCAAGCUCAACCGCGGAAUGUCAGUCGUCGAUACCAUCAAGAUACUCAAGGGGCGCGCUCUCACUGAUGACGAGUAUAUGAAGGCGGCGGUGCUGGGAUGGAGUGUCGAGUUGCUCCAGGCCUUCUUCCUCGUCGCCGACGAUAUCAUGGACAGCUCAGUCACGCGCCGCGGCCAACUUUGUUGGUACCGCGUUCCCCAAGUUGGGCAUAUCGCAAUAAAUGACUCGUUCAUGCUUGAGAGCGCCAUAUACUUUCUCCUUAAGAAACACUUCCGAGCAGAAAGCUACUAUGUGGACCUACUCGAGCUGUUCCACGAGACUACCUAUCAAACAGAGAUGGGUCAGCUCAUCGAUCAGCUCACGGCGCCUGAAAAUAAAGUUGAUCUUAGCACGUUCUCCUUAAACCGACACAGCCUCAUCGUGAUAUACAAGACUGCAUACUACUCCUUCUAUCUCCCUGUAGCACUCGCCAUGCACAUGUGCCGCGUUCCCAUAACUUACACCAUCGACUCGGCUACUGUUCAGCCAUACGAAUCCGCUAAAUCCAUUCUGAUCCCUCUUGGCGAGUACUUCCAGAUCCAAGACGACUUCCUUGACUUUUCUGGGACCCCGGAGCAGAUCGGGAAGGUCGGCACGGAUAUCUUGGAUAACAAGUGCUCGUGGUGCAUCAAUACAGCUUUGGAGCUGGCAUCUCCGGAGCAGAGGAUAGUACUUGAUGAGAAUUACGGCCGGAAGGAUCCUGCGGCUGAGGGAAGGGUGAAGGUGGUGUUUGAAGAAGUUGGGUUGAGGCAGAAAUAUCAUGCUUAUGAAGAGGGCGUCUACUCGGAUCUGGUGCUGAUGAUUGAAGCUAUACCAGAGACACAGCAGGAAGCAACACUCAAAAGAGAAGUGUUCCGGAGUUUCCUGAACAAGGUCUACAAGAGAGAGAAGUAG